CUGCAAUAUGGCCUGGCCAUGCCUUACUACGGCUACGGCCUCGGCAUGCCUUACUACGGCAUGGGAUACGGUAUGGCCAUGCCUUACUACGGCAUGGGCUACGGCUUGGGCUACGGUAUGGGCUACGGCAUGGGCAUGCCUUUGUACGGCAUGGGCAUGGGCCUCGGAUUCGGACUCGACUACGACUACUACGGCAUGGGUGGCUUGGGCAUGUACGGCAUGGGAAUGUACGGCUUCGGCAAGAAGUGAGCGUCGCCAAGACAACCUGACGUCAUUGGCACGGCAAGUGAGGUCACAUGCCGCCAUCGUGAAGCGCCCGCAAGGGAAGAACAGCUCGCCGAGGACGACGCAGCCAGUAUAAAAAAAAGCGUGUCUC
Rhipicephalus sanguineus (brown dog tick) is the source of this 376-nucleotide messenger RNA. RefSeq names its product keratin-associated protein 21-1-like. The record is from RefSeq and is a predicted model, not a curated record. Lineage: Eukaryota; Metazoa; Arthropoda; Arachnida; Ixodida; Ixodidae. The transcript is spliced from 2 exons. The coding region runs from base 19 to 249 and encodes 76 amino acids.